This is a messenger RNA of Patella vulgata (common limpet), 9891 nucleotides long. Its product is annotated as laminin subunit alpha-3. The record is from RefSeq and is a predicted model, not a curated record. Gene Ontology annotation, biological process: axon guidance. Gene Ontology annotation, molecular function: extracellular matrix structural constituent. Lineage: Eukaryota; Metazoa; Mollusca; Gastropoda; Patellidae. Gene Ontology annotation, cellular component: basement membrane. The transcript has 25 exons. The coding region runs from base 615 to 6398 and encodes 1927 amino acids.
UAUCGCACGCUUACGAUAAUUAAUAGGGGAGUUCACCAGAUUGUGACAAGCAGUGCGAACCCAAACGGAAGCGGUGAAUUCCAUCUCGAGACGUUUUUACAGAGAGUCAUUCGGGGAUAACUUUAAAAAUAUAUGGUAAAUAGUAAGUUGUAAGAGAUCAAUUGUCCCGCUGUUCUGUGGAUAUAUACAUGUAUGUGCAACAGGUGAUCAAACGUAAACAUCAGUCAAGUCUCUAGGAUUAAUCAUACCUGUAAAUUGCGAAUUGAAAAAGUCAGAUUUAUUUUUAACCACGUGGACGUUUGCGUCAUUAAUAACAGAAAAUGCGGAUGUCGUUUCUGACUCAAUAAACAAGAGAGGGGAGGAACAGACUUCAUAUUUCAAAAUGGUGUCGUAAAAACUAGGAGGUUCUGUCGUGACGAAUCACCUGUGACUGAUGAUAGAAUGAAUUAAGAGAUCGGUUCUAUAAUAUUUAACAAUAAUUCCGAUAAACAACAAGUGUGCUUUGCUAUUUCAAAUCUCAUUCUGUGAUCAAAACCGCAAAGGGCGGUGUCUAAGUGAUAUUUCAAAUCUGUUUCUGUGGCCAAAAACAAGCCGCGUCUAAAAUACAGUGAAAAAUGGAUAUCAAUUCAAAUUCAAAAAUAAACAAAUCUCAAGUAAAAAUCAAAAUGUUUGGAUGUCUAAAUAUUCGAGUAAUCAUCGUUAUUGUGUUAUUAACGAUGUUCCGUACAUGUGUGGCACCUUACGCAGAAUGUGAACAAAACGGCACGUUUUCUGCCUGCCAUACCGAGCCAUUGUUUUUAGAUAUUUCUAAAAAUGACAAUUACACUAUCCGAGUGGAUCCACCUGAAUAUACCUGUGGUCAAACGGUUUCUAAUACUUAUUUUAGAUUGGGCGAGAGCCCCAUUACCGCAAGAACGUGCAGCGUCGGUCAACAUCCUGUGAGUGCUAUGGUUGAUGACGAUGAAGCAACAUGGUGGCAGUCCAUCACGUGGCCGAUUGCAACUUAUGACAAUACCAACAGCUUCGAAAUCAGUAUAAUCUUAUCUUUCAAUAAACUCUAUCGUUUUGCCGAUGAUAUGACCAUUACCUUCAAUUCCGGGAGACCGCGAAAAAUGAUUUUAGAGAAAUCUAUGGAUUACGGAAAAACAUGGACAGCUCUUCAGUACUACGCGAGAAACUGUGCGAACUAUUUGAGUAUUGAUGGUGUAGCUUCACAGGUUACUAAAGAAAAACUUGAUCAAGUAAUCUGCACGACCCGAUACAGUGGAAACGUCUUCAACCCUCAGCCAGGAGGUCAAGUAAAGUUUGCUGCGUUCAACGAUCGAUUACUCCAACUGUUAGGAGCUGCAGGAACCGACUAUAAAACCUACUACGACUCGAUUGAGCAGUCGGAUAUUCUGAAUUUCCUGAGUUUUACAGAUUUACGAAUUAGGCUUAUUUACCCGGCUACAGAUGCAGACGAGACUUCCCGUAGUGUCACUAAAUUCAUGAAUUAUUACUAUGCUAUCUCUAAUAUUGAAAUAACAGGAAGAUGUUUUUGUAACUUACAUGGUUCAUCGUGUACAACUUCAACUGAAAACGGCGAGGUAAAGUGUGUCUGCAAACAUUUUACUGACGGACGUGAGUGUGAAAGAUGUCUACCUAUGUACAACGAUCGACCUUGGAGGGCCGGAACCUAUUCACCCUAUCCUAACGGAACACCGAAUGAAUGUACUAAAUGUGAAUGUAAUGAUCAUGCGACUAGUUGUAUGUAUAACAGUACAGUAGGGCGUGGCGUGUGUAUCGACUGUCAACAUAAUACAACAGGCCAGCAUUGUGAAGAGUGUGUACAGGGAUUUUUCCCUAAUACAACCUUGCCCUUAAACGAUACGCAGAGAUGUACCGAGUGUUCAUGUGAAGUACUGGGUGUCACGGACACAAACAGUUCGUGUAUCCAGACUACCAACGUAUUGGGACAACUACCUGGACAAUGUAAGUGUAAACCAUUAGUAACCGGAAGAAGAUGUGAUGCAUGUGAUCCCCAGUAUUAUGGACUGUUAAUGGCUGACAGUCCUGGAACCUGCAAAAUGUGUAAUUGUGAUACAGAUGGUACUGUAGAUGGAAGUAACGUGUGUGGUCAAACAGAUGGUCAAUGUCCUUGUAAGCCUUCGACAGAUGAUCGGAAAUGUGACGUCUGUAAAGAUGGUUUUUACCAGUUCCCGCGAGGAAUCCCGGCACAGGGUUGUUUAUCCUGUGGUUGUGAUCCAGGUGGUUCCGUCAGUAAGGCCUGUGAUAAAGCUACUGGCAGGUGUCUCUGUAAGGACCACAUAACCGACGAUAAAUGUACCAUCAUUGAAUCCAAUUUUUAUGUUCCUACCGUGGACGACUUCAGAUUAGAACCCGAGGGGGGAGUGGCAUCUGAUUGCACCGUCAACGAGGAUCUUUGGACGCAAGAACAGCCGUUUGAUGGAACACAGUUUGCAAAGUGUCCUCUAGAGAAAAAUGUAACAUUGAAUUUUGCAUCAAUCGUGACAGCCAGGAAACAAAUGGAUGUAUCUUGGCCCUAUUAUGCGGGUAUACGAUACAGUGUGAACACGACAGAAACCAUUUUGGCUAUGCUAAUGAUUGAAGCUACUGGAGCGAGCGGUGCCACUGUAGAAGAUAUUAGAAGUCUAACUGGUGUAACUCUCCCUACGGCUGAUUAUAACAUACCGGACAAUUCUUCGGUUGAGAUACCAUUAAAUUUAACGAUGGGUAUAUCAACUGGAGUACUUGUUACUGGUGUUACCGUGGAUAUAGAUUUACGCAGUACCUAUACAGUAUCCCUAGCUAUACAAGGUAUUCAAGGCUCGACCAGUUAUAUCAACAUAGAUUCCGCCAUAUUGGUUCCAGCUCUAACCAAGAUGAAUGGUUCUACGGUCGUGGCAAGCUUCCGGACUUAUGAGGAAAGCACGAAUAUGGCAGCGACUACAGGCUUGUACCAGAGAUGCGCAAGUAAAAUGGUGGGACUGAAUACGAGAGAUGCGACUCUUCAGGAAACAACGUGCAGUGCACUUCUCAGAUCCGUGGGAGCUGAAAUAAAUAAUGCAACCAAUGUCUGCGGAUGUGAUCCUACAGGAACUGUAGUUGGUACUGUUUGUGAUGCUGUGGGAGGACAGUGUCAAUGUAAACCAGGGGUAGGAGGAAGGACAUGUAGCAGAUGUUUAUCGGGAUAUUACAAUCUGACAAUCGAUGGAUGCAAACCCUGUAACUGUGUUGAUGGUGGAUCACUCAAUGGUGCGUGUGAUAGAAAUAAUGGACAAUGUCCAUGUAAAACUAAUGUCGCCAUUGAUGGACAGAUUGACGUGACUGGAAACUCGAGUUCAAAACAGUGUAGCGCUUGUGUCCAGGACUUUUACGGAUUUGGAUCUUUAGAGGGUUGUUCAUCAUGCUCCUGUAAUUCAAGUGGCAGUACCGCUUCCCAGUGCGCUGCAGACGGGCAAUGUCCUUGUAAGCCAACAAUUGGCGGGAAACAAUGUGAUGUCUGCCAGCCGGGUUAUUUUAAAUUCUCCGCUGAUGGAUGUGUAAUGUGUAGUUGUUCUUCGGAAGGAAGUUCAACCGGAUCAUGUGAUAUAACAACAGGUGCGUGUCAUUGUAAAGAUAACGUACAGGGUGACAAGUGUGAUACGUGUAAAUCUGGUUACUUUAAUCUGGUCACUACCAAACCAAAAGGAUGUCAGCCAUGUUUUUGUUUCCGCCAUGGGUCCACUUGUUCUUCAGCUUCCGGUUAUUCGCCACUUCAACUUACGGUUACUGGGUCUGAAAGUCUUGUACCUCAAAAUGGCUAUUAUUCAGCUCCACCGAGUUUCCUUGGAGAUCGCCAUUGGUCAUAUGGUCAAUCCCUUACAUUUGUUAUUCAAAACAAUGACGCUGAUAUCAAUCUCCAGAAUGUCGAACUGGUGAAAAUAGAAAACAAAGAUAUAAGUAUGACGUACUCCCUAAACGAAUCAUUAAUACUGAAUCAAACAGCGAUGACCAUGGUUGUACCUAUGUACGAAUGGAACUGGAUGUACAUGUCUAACGGAACACAAUCACAGGCAACAGCUAUAGAAUUUUACAGAAUCCUAUCUAACGUAUCGAAGAUUUCUGUGAAACAAGAUGUAAAUGGAACCAAUGUGUUUAUAUCUGAGUUGAUGAUGACCACAGCCCAGAAGGUCGAAGGUCAGGGUACAGCUACAUUUGUUGAGCAAUGCGUCUGUAAUACUGCCGACGAUAAUGUUGCAGGAACCUCAUGUGAGCGGUGUGCUGUUGGAUUUAAACGGCCAAAUUCCUACAACGACACCAGUUACGCGAGCUGUGUGGCUUGUGAUUGUAACAGUCGAGGGGCAACAACUCCUCCUGUAUGUGAUGAAUGGAGCGGAGUCUGUCUGAAUUGUAGAAAUGGGACCAUGGGAGAUCACUGUGAAUCCUGCUCAGCCAAUGUACAAGAACCAAACUGUGAUGCCUGUAUGACUGAUUUCUAUGGUUUGGAUAAAGAUGGAUGUAAAGCCUGUGAAUGUGAUAAAGUGGGAUCUACUGGUACUGAUUGUCUUAAAGAUUCGGGAAACUGUUCAUGUCAACCAAACGUGGUUGGAAGAAAAUGUGAUCAAUGCAAAGAUAAUUAUAAUCAGUUGACUACAACAGGCUGUACAGAGUGUGAUGAAUGUUACAAGUUGAUAUUAACACAAGUGGAUGUAUUACGAUCACAGAGAGAUAAUUUAACCAGUGAAAUAACAAGAUUACGACAGAAUGACAUGAAUGAAGAACUUGGACCUUUUACCACAAGGAUAGACCAAACUAAAUCAGACAUGAAUAAACUAAUGGCGUUUUUAACUCAAGCAGGAGAAGCAGAAACUACAACUCAGACUAAAAUUAGCGCCUUUAAGGCCCAUACAGUUGAUGCCUCUACUAGGAUCGAUACCACCAAAUCAACCAAACUGGUUUCUAUACAGAUGUAUUUACAAAAAGGAGAUAUAAAAUUACAAGAAGGGCUGGAUAAGAAAGACAUGGUAGACGUGACUGUCAAGGACACAAAUGCCAAUAUCGAUCCCAUAUCAAAACGGUUGGUAAGACUACGUGAAUUAAUGGACAGUUUGAAAUCAGCAGAGACUUAUUUAGAGACGUUAUCCAUGAAUACGACAAGUGGAUUAUCAGACAUAUUGAAAUCUAUAGCAUCACUGGAAAAUAUCAGUUCUACUGCUAAUGCACAGGCUAAUCAAAUAUUAGAGGAUGUUCAGAUAUCUUUAAUGGGUCACGAGAACAACACUCAACAGUUAUCCUCCUUAAAAUCUCAAAAUGAUCUUUUGAAAAGCAUCGGAGAGACUGCUCUAUCCGAGUCUAGGGAUGCUCGAAUGACAAGUAAUAUAACGUAUAACACGGCAAUUAGACUGAGCGCCGACGUGUCAGCUAUUGAAAGCUUUAAUCCAGAUAUAGCUGCCUUGAAGACAAGAAUCGCAGAAAUUUUACAAAAAUCGAAUGGUUUAAAACCACAGCUAACAACUGCACAAACAACUCUAAGUAGCAAAGAUUCUGAGAUACCCGUCGACAGAACAUUAUCCAGUACUCUGUUGUCAGAUACAAGAACUCUGGCUACUACAGUGGACAACAUGUAUACUAAGGCAAGCAAUGCUCUGGAUCUAGCCAAACAGGCCAAAGCCAACGAAUUGAAAGUUUUUGAAGAUGCCGAGAACAUGCUGGAGACAAUGAGAAAUUUUGAUGCAAGAAGGGCUGCUGUGGAAUCUACAGCCAAUGACUCAUUACAAGCAGUAAAUAACGUGAAAACAUUGAGCGAAGAAGUCAUAACACAAGCAGCAAAUCUAAGAUCAUCUUUGACCACGGCCCAACAAGAUUCUUCCCUGUCUAAAGAAGCUGCACGACAAGCUUAUACUUCCAUUCAAACUAAAUUAACGGCAUUGACACCAGUUGCAGAGAAAGCAUCUAUUCUUUUAACACGUACAAACACGGAACUGACCAACCUGGAGGAAAGAGCCCAGCUGGUCGGAUCUACCAACGCCACAGUUGGGCCGUUGGCAACAACCUGUGAAGCAUUCACGCCAUCAAUCACAAACCUCCAGACCAGAGCUGCCAGGGCGGACGAAAAGGCUCAAAAUCUAACGACAGCUGGAAGUAAGACCAAAACGCGGUCGGAUCAACUUCUGUUGGAGAUUCAAAAUAUUGGAGAUAUCGACUUCACAGCGGAUGCUACAAGAUUAGCUAAAUUGCAGUCCGAUGUCCAAGCAGCACGAACUGCCUUCACUGCUUUAAAUCUGACAAACAUCCUGACCGAUCUUAAACAGUCCCUCGACACACAACGCACGUGGCUCCAAACACUUAGAACAGAAAAGGCGGAUCUGGAAACUCAAAUAGCUUAUUUAAGACGUUUAAGCAGUCAAAUAAGAUAACCAUUUCCAACUCGGUAUUAUUUGUUUCCUCACAACGCACGAUACUAUUAGAACCAUCGCCGUGAUAUUUAUUUUUUUAAAACGUUUGAGUAGUCAAUCGGUUCAAACGUAUUUUUUGUUUCCUCACAACGCAACGUACUGUCUGUCAGUGGCGUAGCAUAUCAUGGGUUGCCAUGGGCAGAGCAAGUACUGCACCCACAAAGAGUAUCCGCAACGUUACUUUGCUUCGUCAUAUUGAAAAACUUUGUAGAAAUUCGAACAUUGAGAGAUUUUCUGUGGCAGCAGAGGGCGCGCUAUUUUUCAUUUAUAGUAUUUAAUUUUUACUGCUUAUUUUUAAUUUCUUUAGAAAUUUGCGUGCCCUAAGAAUUUUAUACCUAGGGAAAUUGACCCGGUGGUCCCGCCCACGCUACGCAACGGCUGUCAAAACCAUCACGGCUCUGUUAUUAAAAAGAACAUUUUUUCAAUCAAGAGCCAGAUUCAUCUGUCAUUCCUGUUUCAAACUUUUUUUAUUUAUUUGAUUACAAUUUCGCUUCUGCUAUUUUUCUGAUUUUACAUUUUUCCGAUCAAGAGGCAUAUUCAUCUGCCUUUCCUGUUUGGUUUCGAGCUUCUUUUUUUUAAAAAAAAAAAGCGAUGGUGCAGGCUAUGUUUGAUUACAGUUUCGCUUCGGUUAUUUUUCUUAUUUUUACACUACCUUGUAAGUUUUAAUAAAAAAAGUAUUCUGUUUAUCAUGCCUGAGUUACCAUUCAGAAACUACCACUCGCUUCGAACGACUCGGUUUUGAAAACUUCUUUUUAAAAGCGACAGGUUUUCCUAAUAAGUAAACCGAUGCCGCAUCGCAAUUGUAUAGGCGUAGGUACAUAUCACUUACUGCCAUACAACCGAGGCUUGAUGUAGAGUAACGGCAUCUGCCGAGGUUUACCAAGUGAGAAUUCAUAAAUUAUUCCUUACUGAUUAAAUCAUUAGGCUAACACUGUUCUUCUUGUCUUAAAAAGCCCACGUUUUCAGAUUUUUAUUUAAGUGGUCGAGCUGUUAAUCAUGUCGAACGAUCUGAUUAAAAUACAGAUUUAUAUUUCGUUUCGUUUUUUUUAUACUUUCGAUGGCCUACACUAAAUUUUGAACUAUAAAAACGAAACGAAAUAGGAUCUGUGUUUUAACCAGAUUUAUUAAAAUACAGAUCUGUGUUGUAAUCAGAUUGUAUGUCGAAUAUUGUGUAUAAACUAUGGAUGUUUUGUAUUGUUUGAAUUACGCUGUGGGUUGUACAACUUGUUACGUUUAUUUAUGAAUCCGUUAAUACCCCACGUUCAGAUAUCAGCGUCAUAAUCCAAGCAACAUAAAACAACCUUUAUUCAUCAUUAUUUUAACCUGUUCAUAUGUAAAUAAAAAUGUUCAUGUUUUUUAAACCUUAAGAUAUUAGUUAUAUAAAUGUAUAUUUUUUUAUUCAAUUUCAGACGAAACAUGGUUGUAUUCUCUUAUUAAGCUUUACUCUCGGUUCGCCAGUUAAGCGAUGGACACAUUAGCCGAAUCAAUCGGCGCCUAAUUUUAUUCGGCCGAAUGGGUGGACACCAGUCGAUUGCAUCACCUUUUUCGCCACACGAUUAACUUGGCGGCAACCAUGUCUUCAAACAAUCACAUAACUUUUCGAUAUGUGUGGAUGGUGGGUGAGUGGUGAUUGGCUAAUAAAUUCUACUUUCGGGAGAAUGCUUCGGCGAAGCGGAAUGUAUCAAACAUAUUUGUUUUGGGCGAAUCAUUCGGCUAGUGUGUCCACCGUAUUAGAGAACCUCAAUAUAAUGUUUAUAUCAUGUUAACCUAUUAGCACUUGGUGUCCCCUGUAAAAAUUAAAGAAAGGUGAUGUUUUUACAUUGAAUUUUGUAUCUGUAGCUAAUUUUCGAAAUCGCCGAAACUGCUGCUCGUUAAACCUCCUAAAACUGCCAGAAACUACGGCUCACGAGUCGCCUCAAAUCGUCCGAUUCUUCUUCUUCGUUGAUGAUUAACGUCUGCUACCACUGUAGGGAUAUCGCAGACGAGUAGAAACUUGCUCAUGUUAUUAGAAUACAAUCGCCUGAGCGUGUGAAAUAGCUUUAUUUAACGCCGGCUUCCAUCGAAAUGAUAUCGUCCAAAGUACAUAUGCGCCCUUAAAUAGAUGACAGCUAUUCGAGCAGUAUGGGGGGCACAAGAGUUUCUGGAAGUCCGGGUGCUAACAGGUUAACACCGAUGAUAGUUGUCUAUGGAAGCCCGAGGAGGGAAAGGGUUAAGAUUGGUUGUACAUGUAUUUUAUUGUCAUUAAACAAGGCACGUCAUGGAGCUAGUUUCGAUUUCCUGUAAAACUACACUCCUGGUAUUAUGCUUUUACCUAUUGAUCUCAAAGUUUUUAUUCACAUUUAUACCCCCGUGGUACCAGCUUCACGCGGAUUCUAUAAUCGACACUCGCUUGUACGUGACAAGGGUAGGGUCGCCAGCUGUCCAACCUCGUGGGUUUUCUCCGGAUCUUCCCACUAAAGACCAUUACGCACAAGCGAAUUAUUGAAAUAAAAUUGAACCAUAUGUUAGUCCCGAAAAGACCUAGUUUGUGUCGAGUGGAUCCAAGACAGAUUAUCUACCUUAUAUAUUUUCAAAUUGUUUUAUUGUCUAAAAUCCGCAAAAGGUGAGCAACGGCUUUAAUUGCUAUUCUGUGCUGAAAGUUUAUUGUGCUUCGAUAAAUAAGAUAGCUAUAUUCCAAAUGAUAUUUUAAAAAUUAUUUGUAUAUAUUGGUUUAAGUGUUUUGUUUUCGCUUCAUUUAUUUGUCUUAUUUUGAAUAUGUUUCCUCGAAUUGAUCUAAAUUUUUGGUUAUUUUUUGUCAUUUUCUGUGUUAUAAAUUUUGAUUAAAGCUGAUUAAAAUACAUAUGUAUUUUAAAAAUUGGUCAAUCAUAUAUAUAUUGCUAAAUAUUUUAUUUUUAAUAAUUUACUGUAAAAUUACUUUCCACUACAGUCUUCUUUGUCUUUAAAAAUGAUUCACCGGUUUGUGUAAAAUGCUCUCUGAAGCUCUCAAUGACAGAAUAACAAGUUCUUUAAACUAAGUAUACUCAUUUUUCAUUGGUGGAGCGCUGAAAUUAUAGAACAACUUGUAGCUCAUAAUCAAUGAAAGGGCCGAAUUCUUAAAAUACUUUAGUUUUACUUAAACGUUAUCCCUGAAAAUUCAUUGAUCUACAUGCUUGACCAAUGCUUCCAUUACAAAUAUUUUAUUGUCAGGCAAUUUUCAUAACGCCAUGAAUUGUUUGCAAAUUGAAUUAUCUAUUUAUGACACAAAUUCUUGUGAUUAUACCAGAAUGUCUAGAUAGAAUGAUCUCAGAAAUAAAAAAAAAUAUAAUAUAAUGAUUUGAAAACAACACAGUUUUCAGAUGGGGAAAUAACUCCUCGGGUAGGUUUUAGUGCCACCUACUCACAUGCUUAACAAAUACUUCCACUUGACUGUUAGUUCAGCUCUGAACGUAGGUCUCGUUACACUCGAGUGUAAUGA